CUCCUGAUGGUCAUUUGCUUUCUGCGCUCGAGGAGAAAACGUACUUGUCCUGGAAGAUAAUGCCAUAUUGAAGGACUUUGUUGAUCAUUUUGACAAUUAUUAAUAGUCCAAUACAGGCGUCUUCGUUUCAGCUGCGAUGAGCGAUGGAGAGAGAGAGAGAGGAACAGCUGUGGUAGCGAGACAGUGAAGGGAGGAGGAUCUCAGUAAGAGUCAGAUGCUGCACCAGGCAGGAGCAGACAGAACCGUAGACAACGUUGGAAAAAGAGGAUGAUCAUUGUGAAGGAAUGCGAAAUAUGAAGGAAUAUAUUUUUGUGCUCUUACAACUGGCUUAAUAACAGAUCAGAAUGGGAAAUACAGAUAGUCAGUACAUCAUCCCUGGUAAGGGAAAGUCUAGCUCCCUAAAGCUGCACACUUCUAAAGAUGAGGCACUCUCUCCACACUCUUGGUGGAGGAGCUCCCAGAGCACCUCUGGAUACAAGGCCAAAAAUGGUUUUUCACCACACAAGAACAGCCAACCUUACAUUUCCCGCCAUUAUGACUGCAUUAAGGGGGAAUCCAGUGACAAAGUACAUUCAGAGAGCCACAGAGACUAUGACAACAUUUUAUUCCAGGGAAAUGGAUUCUUUGUAGGCUACAGACAACAGACCGGAGGCCUCCAGGCCCCAGUGAGGAGCACCGGUUCUGAACUUAAAGAUAAUAAGAGCAGUCCCAAAGUUCUUUUUCGCGAGGAUGGAAGUCUGAGGGUUGAGUUUACCAAUGCACGGAGGGAGCCGGAUGUUGAGCUGUCACUGGGCAGCUGUCUCAGUGGACCUGUUGAUGCUAUCCAAAGGGCCAGUAAUGGGAGCUCUCUUAGCUCUGAGGGUUCAUGGUAUGACUCACCAUGGGGGAAUGGGACAGAAGAUCUGUGUGAUAACGUCUUCACCACCGGCCAACCUUCGGAUAACAGUAGUGGAUAUACCACACUCUCAUCUACACGUACUGUGGACUUUGGAUGUUUUAAUGGUUACAAUACAGAGCAAUCAGAGAACCGUAUGGGUAACCUGACCUGCCAACCCACAGUUCACUGCAGUCAGUAUGUAACCAAUGAUUGCAAUAGUAAUGGGUACAGUGCUAACCGCUCUGAGGAGGACAGUGGCAUUGGAGACUCUGUGCUAAUUCAUUUAGAACAUAAUGGACUAUCUGACCUUUACACAAACCCCAACAUGACUGUGCCAUUCCCUACCGUGGGCAUCCUUGCAGCGGAUCAACUCGAGGAUGCUCCUCACCUUCAAGCCUCAAUGACCUCUUCCCUGGAUGUGAACUCCCAGAAUGAGAGUCAGAAAACCCAGAAUUACAUCUCACAAACCCUGCCAUGCAGAAAAGCAGUUCCUGAUGGGAAUACAAGGAAGGACUCGCUUAAGAGUCGCAUCCGCCGCCUCAGCGAUUGGACGGGAAGUCUGAGCAGGAAAAAGCGUAGGCUGCAGGAACCUAGUACUCUGGACUUUACAGAGGUUGUCAGCUGUGGAGCUGGGGUCACACUAGAGGAAUCCAGACCGUUUUGGAAUCCAGUGUCCUCCCAGACACUGUUAGACUGCUCUAGUUCCUCAACAGGCCCAUUUAGGCAGCAAAACCCGAGUGCGGCUUUGAGGCAGAACAUCUAUGAGAACUUUAUGCAGGGCCUAGAGACUGGAAGCAGCAGUGGAACUGCUGAAGGACUCCAGGUCUGGGAAUGUGAAGGAGAAAGCAGCAGUGGCUCAAUGGGCUCCUUGGAGCAAAUGGAUUUCCUGUUUGAGAAGGAUCAAGGUGUUGUGCGGAGGGCUGGUUGGUUGGCUUUUAAGCCCCUCAUUACCCUCCACAAAGACCGCAAACUGGAACUGGUAGCAAGACGCAAAUGGAGGCAGUAUUGGGUCACGCUCAAAGGCUGUACACUUUUGUUGAGUGAAUCAAAUGGAAAGACCUCAGCUGAGCAAGAAUGCACACCUCGUUACGCAUUGCUUGCUGAAGACAGUAUUGUUCAGGCAGUUCCUGAGCAUCCCAAGAAAGAGCACGUCUUCUGCCUCAGCAAUGCCUAUGGAGAUGUCUAUCUCUUUCAGGCUGCAAACCAAACAGACCUUGAGAACUGGGUGACGGCCAUCCAUUCUGCCAGCGCUUCCCAUUUAGCUAAGCGUCAGGGGAAGGAGGACACUCUGCGUUUGCUUAAGAGCCAAAGCAGAGCUCUCCUGCAAAAGAUCGACAUGGAUGGCAAAAUGAAGAAGAUGGCAGAGUUGCAGCUGUCCGUCAUCAGCGACCAGAAGAACAGGAAGGCUAUUGAGAGCCAGAUCCUGCAAUGGGAACAGAACCUGGAGAAGUUUAACCUAGAGCUGUUCCGCAUGCGCUGUUACCUGGCUAGCCUGCAGGGCACAGAGCUGCCCAAUCCAAAAAGCCUGCUGGCCACUGCUGGACGCCCAUCUAAAAUGGCGCUAGGUCGUCUGGGAAUUUUUUCUGUCUCAUCCUUUCAUGCACUGAUAUGCACUCGCGAUGAAGCUACCCUGAAGAGACGAUCUCGCUCUCAUCCUCGAGGUAUGCGGAACAAACGAGGACUACUCUUUUCUUCACAGAAAGGAUUAGACAGUCUGACCAAACGCAACCGGGAGAAGAGACAGUCCCUGUCCCAGAUAUUUGAAGGAUACUCCUCUGGAUCAUUUGGUCAUUCAUCCACGCAGAACAGCUCAGAGCAGAAGCUGGACGGCUUCACCAAAUUGCAUGUAACAGCGCCACCCGAAGGAAACCAGUGGGACUGCAGUCUGGAGAGCAGGGUGUUCGUGCUCAUGCCAGACACUCAGGUCCUCAGUGUGCCAAUCAAACAGGACUGUCUGGUUUCUGAUGUUCUCUCCCUGACCUGCAAGAUAAAGCAGCUCGACCCAGCUCUGCACUGCCUGCACAUGAGGAGACAUCUGGGACAAGAUGUGGAGAGAAGCACUCCAGCGCCCACAGACCUUGUAAAGACCCUGGUCUAUGAUGAACUGGAAGUUUGGCCUAUCAAUGUGUUGACCAUAAACAUGUCACGACCGGACACAACCGUAGAUUUUGGUUUUGCGGUCACAGGUCAUGUAGAUGGUGCCAGGAGAAGUCAUGUGUUUGUGAGCGAGGUGAAUCCUGAAGGCCUGGCGUUUAUCCGAGGUCUGAAAGCUGGUGAUGAGAUCUUGACUCUCAAUGGCGUGAGUGUGGCCUCUCUAGACCUGGGCCUCAUGCAGAGCUUAUUCAGCCAGCAUGAACUCCAUCUUGUCCUCAGACGCGAGGACUACAGUACAGAUGAUCUGAGCCCCGUCUGGCCAGACUGUGACCCCAGUGAACCCGAUCAACCCCAACCUCCUCGGGCCAACAUCAUUCACCCGGAGCAGUGGACCACAGCUCCGGCUCAGGAGCAGGAAUUUCCCGAGGUCUCCGUGGCGCCUGCUUUGGAGGAGCUGGACGAUAAGGCCGAGCGGGGCGGGAAGAACCCAGAGACGGCGUGUAAUCUCUACCAGACAUUUCCUGAAGGCUCUGUCCCCGUGCCGGAGGGCCACAGGAACCCUUACUCCACUGAAAGUACCCUUGCCAGAUCCUCUCCUCGUCACAUGUCUGUCACAGAGCGUCUGCGCAUGGUCAUUCAAGAGCUGGUGGAAACGGAGAAAUCUUACGUCAAGGACCUUGAAUCCUUGUUUGAGAUCUAUCUGAAGCCAUUACAAAGAGAAACCUUCCUCAGUCAUGAUGAGAUGGAGUCUCUGUUUGGCAGCCUGCCAGAGAUGCUGGACUUUCAGAGGGUUUUCCUACAAACCCUAGAGGAGAGGACAACUUCCUCACCAGAGUACCAUGCACUAGAGACUCCAGAAAAACUCAAGAAGCUCCUCUUCUCCCUUGGUGGAUCCUUCUUAUACUAUGCAGAUCACUUUAAGCUUUACAGCGGCUUCUGUGCCAAUCACAUUAAGGUGCAGAAAGUUCUGGAAAGAGCAAAAACAGACCGGGCCUUCAAAGAGUUCCUGGAGGCGAGGAACCCCACCAAACAACACUCGUCCACCCUGGAGUCGUACCUCAUUAAACCCGUGCAGAGAGUUCUGAAGUACCCGCUGCUGCUGAGGGAGCUGGUGUCUCUCACUGACCCUGAGAGCGACGAGCACAGCCACCUCACAGAGGCAUUAAAGGCUAUGGAGAAGGUGGCCAGUCACAUAAAUGAGAUGCAGAAGAUCUACGAGGACUACGGCACGGUGUUUGACCAAUUAGUGGCAGAGCAGAGCGGCCCUGAGAAGGAGGUUACUGAGAUCUCCAUGGGAGAGUUCAUCAUUCACAGUUCAGCACUCUGGCAAAACCCUCUGCCUUCUUUGGGUCGCAUGAGAAAAGACCCUGAACUCACCCUCUUCCUCUUCAAGAGAGCACUCAUUUUGGUGUAUCGGGAAAGCAAGUUAAAGAAAAGAAUGACUUCUUCACGGCCUGGAGAUCUGGAUCCUUUUAAAUUCCGCUGGCUCAUUCCUGUUUCAUCCCUCCAGGUCCGACCUGGAAAUUCAGCAGGGUCAGAAAACCCUUGUGUUUGGGAAGUUGUUCACACCAAGUCUGAAGUGGAGGGACGACCAGAAAUGUCCUUUCAGCUCUGCAGCAGUAACCUGGAGAACAAGGCUAAUGCAGUGAGGGCAAUCCGUACUCUUCUGAGAGAGAACGCCAAGCGGACAGCUCCAGUCGAGCGGCCAUUUAAAGAUCUAAAUUCUAACUCCACCUUCCCCAGGAGAAGUCACCCAGGAGCUCUUAGAGCAAACUCCUGGCAGCGGCUCCCCCCACAGUCUGACUCAGAUGAGGGCAGACUGCUCGACGGAUAUGCUCACUCCGAACCUCCCCUCAGGCCCUCCAGAGGCCAGAGCUCUUCUCUGAGCAAGAGAUCCACAUUGUGCUCCCUGACCAGCACCUUGGAAGCUCAACUCCAGAGACUGAACUUCGUAGAGGAGCCACAAGGAACGAGCCAAAGCAGUUCCAGCAGCCUUCAGGGCAGUCAGGUGACUCUGCUGGAGGACACUCCAGGCCUGGACCUCAACACCCUGCUGGCCAGGGACUACACCGUGCAAAGUUUCGGUUCGGUAGUUAAUGAGGAUUGUUUUUACGACACGGUCAUGGGCAUCCAAAAAGCUGCCAUCCCCACCCUGUAGAGGAAGCUGGUGCUAUAAAGAUUAAAUGCACUAAAACAUGACUAUUGUGCCUUGAUAUGAAGAGUUUUUACACAGCCAGUUUUAUAUCAACUCUGUCAAAAAAAAACAACAACUAGUGAGCUGCCUGCCUGGAUUCCAUUUUAAAGCAUGAAAAGCAUUAUAAUCAUGCUGCCUUCUUUGCUCAUGUUGUAAAGCAGUGUCACAUGUAUUCCUAUCAGAAAUCAUCCAUAAUGGCAGAUGACCAUAAAUAUACUUAUUCAAUAGUGAGAAGUUUAAAAUAAUUAAGAUUUUUAUUUUUAUUUUCAAAUGUUAUUUGAUCAAAAAAAAAAACCCAUUUAAAUAAACAUUAGUCAUUUAUUUGUAAAGAACCGCUUAAUAUAUUUUGAAAUGUUAUUUAUUCCUGUGAUGGCAAAGCUAAAUUUUUGGCAGCUAUUUUCUUUGGAAAUCAUUCCAUUAUGCUGAUUUGGUGCUCAAAAAACAUUUCUUAUUAGGCCUUUUUUUAUCCUAAUUAUUCCAAACUUUUGUAAUGGUAUAUAAUAAAGAUUUAAUUUAACCAGGGUUAUUGAAACUUGGAUGUAUGAGGAAAUAUAAAAUAAUGAAUAUUUAAAAUAUAAAGUAUACAAAAAUAUAUGUACAAAUGGAAACCUAUUGUGGACAAUUUGGCCCUCGGGAGUAAAAUGAGAGUUUCAUCUGGGCAGUCAGCUCACUAGGUUUGGGACAGAGCCUCUAUGUGGAUGAACAAAUGGAUGAUCCUGCCUUAAAUUCAAAGCACAGUUUACUUUUCCAGAGCAUUCCGUAUGAGCUGACACAUGUAUUAUUAAUACACGAGCAAAGACUGUUUCACUGUAAGUGAAUACUGUAGCUUUACAUUUGUGUUUGCUUGUUUGACAAAGGCUGAAGACUGAAACAGCUUGAUUUCAGCAAGCUGGGCGACUUUUGAUAAACCUGAAGUCUGAAUAUAAAAUAUUUUGUCUAAAUUAUGCUUGUAUAUGUUUCUUACAGAAUUGUUGUGUGCAUUUGUAAUGUGUUUUUUUUAAAUAAUUAUUAUUCAAAAGGCAUGUUUUACAGUCCUUAAGUUAAAACGCCUAAGGUUUCUCUGUAGUUUAAGCUUGAAAAUACUGUUAUUUCCGUUAAGAUAUGAAUGUUGAUAUGCUCUGUUUUCAGUUUUAGUCCCUGUAAUUUAUUUGUAAAAACAUACUGUAUGACUUAACUAAACAUACUUUGGGAAAAUGAUUUUGUUUUUUCUAUUUAAUAAAGCCUGUGUUCUAUAAUAUGUAUAUCAUUAAAAUCUUGCAAAUAUUUAUCUUCUGCAUCAUUGCCAUAUUGAACCAGUCAAACAGAAACAAGAUUUCAGUACUUGACAAGAUUUCUGUUCAUAAAUGAAAACAAAGAUAAUUGCAGCCAAUCAAAACGCUGAUUUUUUUUUUUUUAUGAUUAUGUACAUAUACGUUUUAUGUAAACUGCAAUGUCUUUGGAAAAAGUUUAGAGAUUAGAGAUAUUUCUUUUUCGAUACACCAACUUUAUUUUAAAUGUACUAGGUAGACAGAGAGACAUGGAAUAGAAAAAAAAUACGCUCAACUGAGUGAUAAUUAUGAGCCUUUUUCUCUAGCUUUCUUUGUUGAGGAUUUUUGUGGGCGAUGUUCAUUGUGUAUGUGGCCUUUGAUAGUACAUUUCUUUGUCCGUUAGAUUGAAAAGAGAUGGGGGGGGUGUUGUUCUGUACUACAAAAAAGAGCUUGAUUUACAUUCUGAGAAGCUGUACCAGUGCUUGCCAGGCAG
This is a messenger RNA of Puntigrus tetrazona (Sumatra barb), 6905 nucleotides long. It is a transcript of the gene tiam2b, whose product is annotated as rho guanine nucleotide exchange factor TIAM2. The record is from RefSeq and is a predicted model, not a curated record. The transcript is spliced from 26 exons. Gene Ontology annotation, molecular function: protein binding; guanyl-nucleotide exchange factor activity. Gene Ontology annotation, cellular component: synapse; membrane. Lineage: Eukaryota; Metazoa; Chordata; Actinopteri; Cypriniformes; Cyprinidae. Bases 345 to 5129 code for a protein of 1594 amino acids. Gene Ontology annotation, biological process: activation of GTPase activity; positive regulation of axonogenesis; small GTPase-mediated signal transduction.